AUGCCCUCUGUCCCUACCGACGGCUUGUCCGUCACCCACCCUUCCUCCAGGACCGGUCCGCCGCACCUCCGACUGAUCCACUACAAUGACGUCUACCACGUGGAGGAAGGUUCCGCAGAACCCGUCGGCGGCGUAGCCCGAUUUCAAUCCGUCGUCAAUUACUACCGCAACGAUCCCUCUUUUUCCGAACAAUCCAACGUCCUGACCUUCUUCUCCGGCGAUGCCUACAACCCCAGUCUCGAAAGCACGGUCACCAAAGGGCGGCACAUGGUGCCGUUUCUGAAUAAGGCGGGGACAGAUGUAGCCUGUGUUGGUAAUCACGAUCUCGAUUUCGGUGUCGCUCAAUUCCGCCAUCUACGUACACAAUGUCGGUUUCCGUGGCUGCUGGCCAAUGUUCUGGAUCUGGAUCUGGGAAAGGAUGUGCCGAUUGCGAAUUGCGAGAAGACGUUGAUGUUGACCUCGUCUAACGGGAUCAAGGUCGGUGUCAUUGGCUUGGGCGAGAGGGAAUGGCUCGGAACGAUCAAUGCCCUUCCUCCGAACCUCGUCUAUAAGUCUGCGUACAAGACAGCGCUGGAGCUGGUCCCGCGUCUGCGUGAACAAGGCGCCGAAUUGAUUGUCGCGGUCACCCACCAACGUGAACCGAAUGAUCAUAAGCUGGCUCAGAAGCUUCCACCGGGAAUGAUUGAUAUUAUCUUAGGUGGCCACGAUCAUUUCUAUGCCCAUGCCGUCGUCAACGGCACGCAUGUUCUCCGGUCGGGUACGGACUUCAAGCAACUUAGCUACAUUGAGGCGUGGCGCAAGGAGGAUGGUGAAGGAUGGGACUUCAGCAUCGUGCGCCGGGAUAUCGUUCGGUCAAUUCCGGAGGAUCCUGCAACGACGGUCAUGGUAAAUCGGUUGACGUCUAGCUUGGCGGCGAAAUUAGAAAAGCCGAUCGGGUAUACUUCGGUCGCAUUGGAUGGUCGAUUCUCAACUGUGCGUCAGAAGGAGUCGAAUUUGGGGAACUUUGCGUGCGACCUCAUGCGGUUUUACUAUGGGGCAGACUGCGCGAUGAUGGCUGGCGGGACUAUACGUGGUGACCAAAUUUACCCGCCAGGGAUCCUGCGGCUGAAGGAUAUCCUCAACUGCUUCCCCUUUGAAGAUCCGGUCGUAUUAUUGCGCAUCAAGGGUCGUGCGCUCUUUGAUGCCCUGGAGAAUGGAGUGAGCCAGCUUCCAGCGCUCGAAGGACGGUUUACCCAGGUAUCGAACAUUGCUUUUGGCUACAACCCCUCGGCCCCUUCGGGUUCCCGCAUCAACUGGGCCCAGGUCGGCGGAGAGCCAAUUGACUUCGAUGGGCAGUACACAUUGGCAACCCGCGGAUACAUGGCUCGUGGGAAAGACGGGUUUGCGUCUCUGCUGGUGCAGUCAGAGGGCGGCGAAGUCGAAGAGAUCGUAGAUGAAGAGAGUGGCAUCCUGAUCAGCACACUACUCCGCCAGUAUUUCCUGAGUUUGCGAGUGCUGGGUCGAUGGCGCCGCUGGGGUCCCAGCAUGACCCGACACUGGAGCAACGUGCAUGAUAGCCUCCAUUGCAAUGGAUGGCUGAAACCGCCAUCCCGCCAGCCGUCUCCCGAGUCAAACAAGGUGCCGUAUCGGCCCCCGUUGUCGCGGUCGAAGAACUACUAUUAUGGUCGGUUCCCCGAGAUUGUGGAGACCGAGGAGACGGAGAGCCGAGGGGUGGGCUUGAACGGGGAGGACGAGUCAAUGGACUCGGACUCGGACACUGACCCCGACAUCCUGACCUCUCCUCGUCCGACUACGAACUAUGUAACUCUGCCAGCACGGUCCGCUACGGAAGAGGAACGGCGCCUGCGUCUGGCGCGCAAGGCCGUCCGGACAUGGAUGCAUCGGACGGGGCUGCAGCCAUCGCCAAUUAAUGACGCGGAUGAAGUUGGAGAAUUCACACCAACAUGGACACCAGGUAUCUCGCCGCGCUUGGAGCAGCGGAUUGUGGUUGAAAAUUAG
Messenger RNA from Aspergillus costaricaensis CBS 115574, 1998 nucleotides. RefSeq names its product putative 5'-nucleotidase. The record is from RefSeq and is a predicted model, not a curated record. Gene Ontology annotation, biological process: nucleotide catabolic process. Gene Ontology annotation, molecular function: hydrolase activity. The transcript is spliced from 4 exons. The coding region runs from base 1 to 1998 and encodes 665 amino acids. Lineage: Eukaryota; Fungi; Ascomycota; Eurotiomycetes; Eurotiales; Aspergillaceae.